UUAACGAUGAUAUGUUAAAGUAUGACUCUGUAUGAAAGUAUGAAGUAUUGAGAAAUCAGGAUCAUACGAAGGGGUUGGCCAUGAAACGAUUGUACAUCGGUGGCCUUGGCCACACAGUGUCUGAGAAGGACCUCAAAGACAGAUUUGGAAAAUUUGGGGAUGUGUCAGAUGUGGAAAUCAUUACGAGGAAAGAUGAGAAUGGAGCUCCUCUGAAAACAUUUGGCUACAUCAACAUAAACAUCACAGAUGCUGAAUACAAAAGAUGUGUAGGCAUCUUAAAUAAAUCCACAUGGAAAGGUGGAACCUUGCUUAUUCAGUUGGCAAAAGAAAGCUUUCUACAUAGACUUGCUGAGGAACGACAGCAACUGGUUGAAAAGGCCAAGACACCAAAGAUCAUCCCUCAGGAGAAAUUAGUGGAUUCGUUUAAAGUGGCCGGCGUUGAGAAUUUCCACAUGAAAGCUGCCGUUCCAGGAACUGAAAUUCCCGGCCAUAAGAAUUGGGUCGUGAGUAAAUUUGGGAGGGUACUUCCUGUCGUGAAUCUGAAGUAUAAAGGAAAGGACAAGGUUUUUAAGUAUGAUCCAUCCAAACACUGCCACAACAUCAAGAGACUGGAGACUGCGGAUGACGUCACAUCAGUGUCCAAGCUGACAUGGGAGAUUAAAGGUGGAGACGAUGAAAUCAGUAAGAAAAGGCGAGGAGAGUUUCCAAAGCAGAAACCGUGUCCCAAAAGAUCCAAAAUAGACUUGAGUUUGUUUCUUAGUGAUUUGGCUCAGAGAAAUGGAAUGAAUGCGGCUGCCACUGGAAACAAAAACAAAGUGGCGAUCCAACAAAAUGGACUCUCUGCUGUAAAGACAGGAAAACAAAAAUCUGUUUGUGUUUUCGACAACGACUCUGACUCUGAAGAUGAAAUCAGAAUGUUGGUUGCUCAAGAACAUUUGAGGAACCCUAAACAAACCUCCACGGAGGAUGACGACGACAACAACCUGGAGGUGGUGGGAGAUGAUUUUGUUGUCAAGUCUAAUGUUUUCUGGGGUGGAGUGGAACAAGAUGAUGUGAAAACGUCCCUACUGACUUCAUCAAAAGACGAUGAGGAAUAUGAUUCUGCGGACACUGAUGAAAUACUCACUCGGAGAAAGACCCAAACACAAGUUGAAUCUGCACCUGUUACUCAAGAUUCCCCAACAGAAUCCAGUAAAAACAAGUCUUCAACUGAAUCUGAUGAUGGUAGUGAUGAGGCAUAUGUUGAUGAUGAUGUUAGUGUAGAUUCUGAUUAUGAAGCCAUGAUGGGGAUCUGCUACCGUUUAGAUCUUUCCCUAGCAGACUUGGAGCAGCUAGCUAAAAAAGCGGAGGUGAUUUCAGAUGAUGAAAGUGUAGAAGAACCCAAAGACGAAGCCAAGACCUCAAGUGCACCACCCAAAAAAACAGGCAAUAACCCAGAAGAUAUUCUCGCUUCUCUUCUUGGAGACGACACCCCUGAGAAAGAAAGUAAGAAGAAGAAUCAGGUAAACACUGUAUCUCUUCCUGCAUUCAUUGGAACGAAGGAUCUCUUUGGAGGUCCAGAGCCAAGCCUGAAAAGAGUCGCCCAAAAUAUAGACGGUGAAUCUCCUAAAAGACUCAAACAAGACCUGAAAUGGAAAGAACAAAGCAUCUCAGAAGAUACAAGUCAACCACAGUCUUCAAACCGUCUGUCUCAACAGAAAUUAUCCACUUUAAAUAUACAAACACCCUCAAAAAAACUUUUUAAAGCGUCCAUCUCAGAAGAUGAUUCUUCUAGUGAAGAAUCAGAAAGUGGUAAUAAAGAUGUCUUCACUUCUAAAACAUCUUCAGCGUCACAAUCGGUAAUCCCUGAAACCAAACUAAAGACUGUCAUCUAUAAUAACUCAAACACCCCAAUCAAACCCAAUCAGACGAAGACCUCCAGAUCCUCCAGCAGUGACUCUUCUAGUGAAGAAUCGGAAUGCAGCGAGGAAGAUGAUAAUGAAGACAGUGCUGGAGUUUUGACUUCUAAAACACCUUCAGUUGCGCAAUCUGUAAAAACCAUCUCUAAAACUGAAAUGAAGACUGUUAGCUCUAACAAUUCAAAGACCCCAGUCAAACCCAAUCAGACGAAGACCUCCAGAUCCUCCAGCAGUGACUCUUCUAGUGAAGAAUCAGAAAGCAGUGAGGAAGAAGAUAAUGCUAAAGUCUCCAGUUCUAAAAUGUCUCCAGCAUCACAAUCAGCAAAACCCAGCCCUGAAACCAAACUAAAAACUAGUAGGUGUAGUAACUCAGUCAAACCCAAGCAGACGAAGACCUCCAGAUCCUCCAGUAGUGACUCUUCUAGUGAAGAAUCAGAAAGCAGCGAGGAAGAAGACAAUGCUAAAGUCCUCACUUCUAAAACGUCUUUAGCAACACAAUUGGCAAGAACCAUCUCAAAAACUGUAAGCUCUAAUAACUCAAUCAAACCCAAGCAGACGAAGACCUCCAGAUCCUCCAGCAGUGACUCUUCUAGUGAGGAAUCGGAAACUAGUGAUGAUGAGAAGUCCAGAACUCAGACAAAAUAUUCUAAACCUGCCAAUUCGAAGAACGUUCAGGAGAAUGUUGUUUCACAUCAAACAGUUCUUCACUCAACUGUGAUAGAUGCUAAGAAACAACUGCAGGACAACCAGAAACGUCUUGCGGCACUGGAGCAACGACAGAAAGAAACCGAGCAACAGAGGAAACUCAUUCAAGGUGCUCUUUCUAACGUGGAUGCAGUGAAAGCGAACAAAAGCAAACACAUUGUGUUUGAUUCUGAUGAUGAAGAAGAAGAGGAUGAAACCACAAGCAGACCAGAACAACCACCAACAAUCUUGAAAAAAAGCCUCUUUGAGGAUGAUUCAGGAUCUAAUGAAGAUCAACAAACGUCCAUGUUGAAAGAAAAGAAAAACAACAAGCCAGGUGGCAGCAAGCUGUUUGACAGUGAAGAUGAGGACGAUGGUUCUGAGGACGAUCGUUUCCAGAUCAAGCCCCAGUUUGAGGGCAAAGCUGGACAGAAGCUCAUGAAGCUGCAGGCCAGAUUCGGAACCGAUUCAAGAUUCCAGGUUGAUUCUAGAUUUCUGGAAAGCGAUGAUGAGUCUGAAGAUCAAGAUGAAGCGGCUCCCGAAAAAGAUGCAGACAAACAACUUCUUGAGGAGAAAAAGAAAAGUCUAGACAUCCUCCAAAGCAUUUUAAACACCAACAUACAACCACAAAACUCCAGAAAGGGCACGAUGUUCAAAGAUGUUUCGAGCCUGCAUUACGACCCGACACAAGAAGAACACACUGCUUUUGAGGCCAAGACAGAGGAACCAAAGAAAGAGAGCAAAGCAGCACGACGAAAGAAACGCAUAGAGGCUGAAAAACUCCCUGAAGUUUCUAAGGACGUCUACUUUGAUAUCUCGGUGGAUUUGAAGGAGGUCUUUGGGACGUCUAAAGAAAACCAGGACGAGAAGGAAACGGUUUCAUGGGAUAAAGAGGCAGAAGAUACUGAAGAUAUAAUGAAACACAUGGAGGUUUCCUUCACUUCUAAUGUAGAAGCAAAAGAAGACUCUUCAGGUGGAUUCAAGUUCUCCUUCUUUGGUGAAGACACCGCUGCGGAGAUGACCACCAAAACAGACGAGUACAAAAUAGAGACAGUAAAAGGAGCCAAGUUCUCUUGGCAAGCGGACCCUCGUUUCCAGGACAGCAGUUCAGACGAGGAAGGAGUGGACGAGGUUGAGGAGGACCAAUCCGCUUCCAGCAAAAUCACAGAGGAACCGACAACAUCAAAAAAGACCUUUUUCUUUUUCUAUCAAAAUGAUGAGCGGUUAAAAGAGGGGCCAGGAAUGUUUUGUAGAAGUGUAAAACUUCAAGACCAGAGGGAAGCCUGGGAACAGAAGAGGACGUCGCUCAGAGAGGAGUGUCGCAAGAAACACAGAGAUGCCAAAAGACGCCAGAGGCCUUCCCUGAAGACCUAAACAAUUUCAAGUAUUCAAAGACAUUUUUUACUCCGAAGAUGACCAGUUUUCAGACAUUUUUGCCGAUUCUGUUUAAUAGAUGUAAUUUAUUAUUCAAAAUCACAGUAUCUAAUGCAUAUUCUCUUUGUAUGAUUAAAAUGAUUUGAGAGAAUAAAAGCUGGUUUGUACCACUAGAGGGUGGUGUGAUAAUACUUUCAUGACUAUUACAGCUGGCUUUAGUGUUUGUUUUCAUUCCCCACUCACUUUCUCCAAACCACAGGAUCAGCCCACAAAGUUGUUUUCUAGAAAACCUACUCUGUGCUUUUUACGUGUUUGCACGUGCCACAUUAAAGAUCAUUUAGUACAUAUGUUUUGCACAGUAGAUCAUGCAAAUGCUUUUUUUUGU
Messenger RNA from Sinocyclocheilus anshuiensis, 4341 nucleotides. Its product is annotated as nucleolar protein 8-like. The record is from RefSeq and is a predicted model, not a curated record. Gene Ontology annotation, cellular component: nucleolus. NCBI's taxonomy places the organism in Eukaryota, Metazoa, Chordata, Actinopteri, Cypriniformes, Cyprinidae. Gene Ontology annotation, biological process: protein localization to nucleolus. Gene Ontology annotation, molecular function: RNA binding. Bases 81 to 3956 code for a protein of 1291 amino acids. The transcript is spliced from 17 exons.